GACCUCGUCAUGGGUGUCCUUGACACGAUAUGGCAUCCGAGUACCAUAAACGAACUCAUGGCUGGUAGCGUUGGCGGGGCGGCUCAGGUACUUGUGGGACAGCCUCUCGACACGAUAAAGACUCGUGCACAAAUUGCUCCAAAGGGCAUGUUUGAAGGCCCCAUGGAUAUUUUAGUACAGACAAUACGGAAGGAGGGUGUCCUCGCUUUGUGGAAAGGAAUGGCGAGCCCUCUGAUUGGUAUCGCUGGUGUCAAUUCCCUCCUCUUCACCUCCUAUGCCGUAUCAAAACGCAUAAUAUCACCUUUUCCCGAGCUCUCGCUAAAAGAGAUUGCUGCGGCAGGUGCGAUGGCUGGAGCAGCAAACUCAAUACUUGCUAGUCCAGUUGAAAUGUUCAAAGUACGAAUGCAAGGCCAAUACGGUAGCGCGACAGAUAAACGGCUGAGAGCCGUAGUAAGCGAAAUGUGGACGCAAUGGGGAUUUAGAAAAGGAAUUAUGCGUGGUUUUUGGAUUACCGUUGCUCGGGAAAUUCCGGCAUAUGCAGGGUUUUCUACAGGGUUCGAAUUCGCCAAGCGCCGUUUUCGAGAACGUUAUCCAGGUCCCACCGGUCUUCCGGUCUGGGCCUUACUCGCCAGUGGUUCAUGUGGAGGUAUCUCAUAUUGGCUGGCUUGUUAUCCCCUAGAUGUGGUCAAAUCGCGCGUACAACUUCGUAGUACUCCACCAACUGGUACGCCUGUACAGUAUAUCGCUCAUGAGCUUAAAGUUAUCGUGACGGAAGGUGGAUUUGUUGGUCUCUUCCGUGGAUUAUCACCGUCAUUGCUGAGGAGGUAUGAUUCAUGGAUCUUGACACUUAGACGUGUUAAAGGUCCGAUUCUGACACCCUUUUGCAGCAUACCAGCCGCAGGAGCGACAUUUGGAGCAUUUGAAUUAACAAGAGAGUUCUUACGAGAUACAACAGGUGUAUAAUGACAGUGCAAUACAAGUUACCCUUUUAGGACAA
Messenger RNA from Fomitiporia mediterranea MF3/22, 997 nucleotides. RefSeq names its product mitochondrial carrier. Gene Ontology annotation, biological process: mitochondrial L-ornithine transmembrane transport. The record is from RefSeq and is a predicted model, not a curated record. Gene Ontology annotation, molecular function: L-ornithine transmembrane transporter activity. The transcript has 13 exons. NCBI's taxonomy places the organism in Eukaryota, Fungi, Basidiomycota, Agaricomycetes, Hymenochaetales, Hymenochaetaceae. Bases 10 to 963 code for a protein of 317 amino acids.